Magnolia sinica is the source of this 786-nucleotide messenger RNA. RefSeq lists its product as uncharacterized. Bases 1 to 786 code for a protein of 261 amino acids. The record is from RefSeq and is a predicted model, not a curated record. NCBI's taxonomy places the organism in Eukaryota, Viridiplantae, Streptophyta, Magnoliopsida, Magnoliales, Magnoliaceae. The transcript has a single exon.
AUGCCGCCGCGUAGGGCCCAGACUCGAGCUGCAGCGACCCAACAAGCUCCGACCGCCCCCAAUGAAACUCAGUCGAUCCGAGGAUUUUUGGUAAGUAUGAUGUCAUGGAUGGAGUGCCAGGAGUGGCGUUUGACCGAGGGUUCCACACCUUCUAUCCAGGAAAAUAUGGGCACAUUGUUAAAAGAGUUUCGGCAUGUGAAUCCCCCAAGUUUUAGAGGAGAGCCGGACCCGAUGGUUGAAGAUAGGUGGAGAGCUCAGUUGGAGAAGAUUUUUAUUGUGAUGGGGUGUACAAAGGAGCAGAAGGUUACCCUAGCCAUUUUCCUAUUAGAUGGGGAGGCAGAGCAAUGGUGGGAAUUGGUUUCUCGAUCGGCAAAACCUGGUGCCAUGUGGAACUGGAGAGCAUUUUGUGACUGGUUCAAGAAGAAAUACUUUCUGAGCAAUGUCCGACAGAAGAAGGUAAAAGAGUUUGAGACACUUCAGCAGGACAAAAUGACCAUGGCCCAAUACAAGGCCCAUUUUGUAGAGUUGUUAAGGUUCGCUUCACACUUGAUUGCGGAUGAAGACUUGAAGGCCCAAAGAUUUAAGCUGGGGUUGCGGGGUGUGCUUCGAUCCCACGCAGUAGCACAAAAGCUUCCAACAUAUGAUGAGGUAGUGGAUUUAGCAUUAGUAAUUGAGGCUGACCUUGAGGACCAGUUGAGGGACAAAGACCAGAGGAGAGACGGAAAGGGGAAGAAGAAGGUGCAGUAUCCAAGGCCCCAACAUCCACUACCAAGAUCACAGCAGUAG